Molecule: messenger RNA, 855 nt
Organism: Adineta ricciae
Lineage: Eukaryota; Metazoa; Rotifera; Eurotatoria; Adinetida; Adinetidae
Source: the annotation of a GenBank genome assembly
AUGGGAGUUGAUAAUCGUGAUGUUAGUCGAUUUGCUGAUCGAAGUCGAGAACUUUGGUCUGAACAAACCAUGUCGGAAGUGAAAUAUAAAGAAAGCAAUUUUCUUCGUUGUUGUGGACGUUUUCCAUUUGCAUCAUUCAUUGCCUUUCUUCUUACAUUGAUUGGCACUAGUGUAUGUUGUGGAUGUCUUUAUUAUCUACUACCAGGAACGAUUGAGAAAAUUAAUAUCGCAUUUCAAGUCGAAUACAUAGAUAAUGAUUGGAAUCGAAUUUUGCGCUUAUCAACGAUAUUUGUGUUGGCAAUUAUGGGAGGAUUUUCGGUGAUUCUGCUCAUCGUCGGAUCAUUAGCAACAGGUGCUACACGUCAUCAGAUCUACACAGGUUUUCGUUCUCGUCUUGGCGGUCGUAUUGCAACAGGAUUUUUUUCUAUCAUUGUCUACAGUCUCUUGCUCAUCUGGUUAUUUGCAGUCUUAGCUUUAAUGGUACCAUGCAUUAGUCUAUACAUUCUUCAAUUUCGUUGCUUAGAAGCUUGGCAUAUUUCAAGUGCUUCAGAUUUUCCGAAUACUGCUUCACCAGUAUUAUGUUUAACGCCAGGAACAUAUGGUAUUCCAGUACCAAAACAUAAACCUGAUGUUAAAGUCUGUCAACAACAAUUCAAUGAAUUGUGCACAUUGACGAACUAUACACCAAGAUAUAUAGCUGCUUUAUUCGGUUCAUUCUUCGUUGUUUUGGGUUUGAUCCAAUUUCUUUGCUGUCUUGUGGCUAAUUAUGCGCAUAUAAAAGAUGGUAGAAAAUUACAUGAUUAUGAAGAAGCCAUUCGUGAAGAAAUGGAAACGUCCAAACUUAAUCAGGGCUAA